AUGGUGACUCUGCUGGAAGCAGAACCCGACAUUGCUAGGGCUCAAUUUAAAGGAGACCAGACUUGGUUUUGGGCCGAAAUGGCAGAAAAUCUAAACCCUCUAGGCCCGCCGGUUAGAACGCCAGAUAUAUGGAGACGGGUAUGGUUUGACUACAAGUGUGCGGUAAAAAAAAAGUUGAGGGUUAAUAAAAAAUCCUUAACUGCAACUGGUGGGGGACCUUGCAAACAAGUACCGCUAAAUGAAGUUGAAGAAAGGUUGGCAAAUUUAACAAAUUUGCGUGCCACGGUAGCAGGCAAUUCGGCCCGGUCUUUCGGGAUGCCGAGUGUUGUUGACCAGAAUAACAACAAUAAUGAACAAACCGAUCUCGAACCAAUUCCAGAAGAAGAGCAGCAGGUUUGCGUAUCACCUCCUGUGAAAAGGACUAAACGUAAGCAAACAGAGGCGGUCCUUCGGCAGAAUCAGGAGAUGGUGGAAUUGAUGAAGAACCACAUCGAAAUACAAAAAAAAAUGCUUGAACUUCAGCAAGAAACAGUCAUAGCAUUAAGAGAGGCUACUGAGCAAUUGAAAAUUGCCAACAAUAGAAUGAACAAUGUAGAGUAG
Anopheles coustani is the source of this 600-nucleotide messenger RNA. RefSeq lists its product as uncharacterized. Bases 1 to 600 code for a protein of 199 amino acids. NCBI's taxonomy places the organism in Eukaryota, Metazoa, Arthropoda, Insecta, Diptera, Culicidae. The transcript has 2 exons. The record is from RefSeq and is a predicted model, not a curated record.